This is a messenger RNA of Penicillium cataractarum, 1848 nucleotides long. RefSeq names its product glycoside hydrolase family 47 protein. Gene Ontology annotation, cellular component: endoplasmic reticulum; Golgi membrane. The record is from RefSeq and is a predicted model, not a curated record. Gene Ontology annotation, biological process: carbohydrate metabolic process; N-glycan processing. The coding region runs from base 1 to 1848 and encodes 615 amino acids. Gene Ontology annotation, molecular function: mannosyl-oligosaccharide 1,2-alpha-mannosidase activity; calcium ion binding. The transcript has a single exon. NCBI's taxonomy places the organism in Eukaryota, Fungi, Ascomycota, Eurotiomycetes, Eurotiales, Aspergillaceae.
AUGAGUCGGAUUAGACGCCAAUACCUGGGAUGCUUCCUCGCUAUCCUAGUGGUAUUUUUGCUGUACAAUCGCAGCCGAUCAUGGCAAAAGGUCGAAACUGAGAAUAACCCGCCGGCGAUCGUGCCCCCCGCCAAUCCCGAACCGUUGGACGAUCACCCGCAGAACGAACCCAGACCAGACUCGAUAUGGUCAACAUUACCUAUACGAUUCCCUGCCGCCUCAAUCCAAUCGAUACCGGAAGGAAACCCACAGAAACUCCCUAAAAUCCAAUCCGCCUCCUCAAGAGUGUCCAGAAUCACCCUAUGGUAUCAGACUGGCCGACAGUCCGCUGUGAAGGAGGCAUUCAGCCGGUGUUGGAAGUCGUACAAGUCCAAAGCAUGGCAGGCAGACGAGCUCGCACCGAUAAGUCGAACGUCACGAAAUGGUCUUGGAGGCUGGGGUGCGACGAUAUUCGACAAUCUUGAUACACUGUGGAUCAUGGGCAUGCAUGAUGAGUUUGAAAAUGCAGUUACCGCCAUCUCUCAGAUGAGCUUUGCGGAUACUUCCUCGCCUGAGAUCAAUACACACGAGAUCAAUGCACACCUCCUCGGCGGCCUACUGGCUGCAUAUGAUCUGAGUUCUGACAACAGAUUGCUGCAAAAGGCAAUCGAGGUCGGCGAUAUGCUCUAUGCUGCCUUUGAUACCCCUAACCGCAUGCCUAUCAUACAUUGGGAUCUCCACAGGGCCCUGCGACAAGAGGAGCAAAUUGCCGAAGAAGUAGUAUCUGCCUCGGAACUUGGAUCAUUUGCCCUAGAAUUCACACGACUGUCUCAGAUUACUGGCGAUCAGAAGUAUUUCGAUGCAGCGCAGCAUGUUAUGACGACACUUGAUCGACAGCAGGACUUCACCAAAUUGGCUGGCAUGUGGCCCGUUGUUCUCAACGCCCGGACGGAGGUUUUCGACGGGGACCUCUAUUCCAUGGGCGCUGAAGUUGACUCCCUGUACAAGUCAUUGCCGAAGGCAUACGCAUUGCUGGGAGGCCAAGAACCUAUGUAUCGCAAGAUGUACGAGAAAUUCACGCGCACAGCUGCAGGCCACAGCCUGUUUCGACCGAUGAAUGCCGAAGGAAAAGAUGUUCUAGUCUCUGGCUCAGUUCAUGUCAUGAUGACCGAGAACGGGAAGCCGCGCACGCACUUGGAUCCUCAAGUUCAUAGUCGCGCGUGCUCUGCAGGGGGGAUGUUUGCCAUUGGUGGCGCUCUCUUCAAUAUCCCGACGCAUCGACAGAUUGCCCACAAAUUAGUGGACGGCUGUAUAUGGGCUCACAAUGCUAUUCCUCUAGGUAUUAUGCCUGAAAUAUACGAAGCCAUUCCAUGUGCGUCGCAAAAGACCUGCCCGUGGAACGAGUGGCAUUGGAAGCAAGAAGUCUACAAAUGGACUGCCAACCAACCGAACCCAAACUCCAACUUGGAUGUUGACAAGUACAUUGGGGAACAUCAUAUUCCCAAGGGGUUUAUUGCCAUUCCCGACACUCGCUACAAUUUACGACCGGAGACUAUUGAGAGCAUAUUUAUUCUUUACCGACUCACCGGCCGAGAAGACCUUCUUGAUAUUGCGUGGGAACUGUUCCAGAAAAUUCAAAAUGCCACUAAGACCUCCGAUGCCAACGCAGCCAUCGUGGAUGUCACAACAAAUGGCGAGCCAAUGCUUGAUGACUCCAUGGAGAGUCAUUGGAUGGCCCAGGCCCUCAAGUACUUCUACCUCAUUUUCAGUCCACCAGAUGUGUUGAGUUUAGAUGAGUAUGUGUUUAACUCUGGUGGACACCCUCUAAAGAUCCCCGAACAUACGGAGACAGGGGUUGAAUUCCAGUGA